Drosophila persimilis is the source of this 2065-nucleotide messenger RNA. RefSeq lists its product as uncharacterized. The record is from RefSeq and is a predicted model, not a curated record. The coding region runs from base 177 to 1649 and encodes 490 amino acids. The transcript is spliced from 4 exons. NCBI's taxonomy places the organism in Eukaryota, Metazoa, Arthropoda, Insecta, Diptera, Drosophilidae.
UCAUUUUCGAAUUUCACUUUUAACUGUUUGUAGGCAAGCGCGCCAACUCGAACGUACCGUUACCGCUGCACGUUACGGUUAUUUAUAAGGCCAGUGAAAAGCAUUCGCCGUCCUCAUUGAAGCAGAGGCCUUCGGGCACCAGCGGCAGCAUACAAAACUUUUGGAACGAACGCAUUAUGGAGCGCUUUAUAAAGGCGAAUCUAUUCAUUAUAUGCUGCGUGGUGGCUGUUCUAUUGCUGAUUGUCUACCUGGGGGCCUUCUCGUGUGAGGUCUCGUGGAUACUGGAGGCCCAUGGAGAGCUUCCCUUCGCCGCCUACACCCUGUGCACCCUCUACUUUGUGAUGUUCGUGGCAACCACGAUCCUGAUCCACGGUCUGGUCAGCGGUCUGUGCUGGCCCCUGUUCGCCUGGUCAGGCAUCAUUGGCAUUCUCUCCAUCCCGGAGCUGGUCUUUGUGAUGAUCAUGACCACGCAGCACUGGGGCCUGCAGUCGGUGCACGGACUGACGGAGCUAACCUCGUACCUGAUCCGCCUGAUCAUCAACUGCUUGGCGUUGAUCUGCGUCAUACCCACGGGGAUUCGGUGGCGCCGCGAGACGCAGGUGCUCAGCCAGCUGCAGGGCCUGGCCACGCGGCUAUCUCUGCAGACCCCGGCACCCAGCGUGCCCAUGACCAAGGCGGACUCUAGGCGUUCCAGUCAGCGGCUGAGCGGCUUCGAGAAUGCCGGCUAUCAGCUGUGCGAUGAAACGGCCAAGCUGCCCCUGGGCUCCGGCUUGGGGAUGGGACUGAGCAACCAGUGCGGCGGUGGCAGCCAGGCCUAUGGCUCCCAGAACGAGUUCAAUGCCAGCAUGUUUGCCCCGGCCUUGGCCCAACAGUUCAACAACGCCGCCCAGAUGCAGCGUGCGGCAGGAGGAGGUGGAGGAGGACCGCCGGGACAUCGCGCCCAGUCUCUGAUGGACUUGCGCUGCACCUUGCCGGGAAUGUACAACCCCCGCCACGUCCUGGACACAGAGGACAAGAAUGCCAAGUACUUCAACAUAACCAUCGACGACCUUAAGAACAAUCUGCAGGACUCGCAUCGGCCGUCGCCACCCUCACUCAUCGGCUCGGCCAGCAACGAUCCCAUAUACUGCUCCAUCGAGCCCAAGCAGAUGACCCCACCGCCUGCCCAACAGCGUUCGCAACACGGACAUCGCCCUAGGGGCAGCCACAAGCAGCCGCCGCCGGGCCAGCUCUCGAGGAACUGCAUCUCCCUGGAGAACCUGGAAGGAAUCAACAAGGUGCAGAAUGACCUGAAUGCCUACGGCAACAACCUGCUGCAGAACUACACGCAGCAGCAGCAGUACUACCUGGCCAUGCUGCUCAAUCCCCUCCACCAGCAACAGCAACAGCAGAUGCAGCAACUGCAACAGCACCACCACCAGGCGGCAGGGGGCAUCUACCGCAGGCCGUCCACCUGCAGCUCGAUCGGUGGAUUCACCGGAACGGUGCUCGCCCAGCCGCGGCGCGGCUCCCACCACAGCCAGCAGAUGCAGUACUACGGGGGCUUUGGGUAUGCCAACUAUGCCAAUCCCUACAUCACGGCCAACAGCAAGCUGUCGCUGGGCAACGAGUCCGACGACUACCGCAAGUACCGCGAUGUGGCCCUGUAGGCGGUCCAGGUCCAGUCCAGUCCAGUCCAGUCCAGUCAGCGCUUAGAUUAAACUUAUAUUAUAUGUAUAUUGUAGGACAUGCUCGAAUUAGAAUGAGAUUCCUCGGAAUAACGACCAAAGAGCCACAAACUAACUCAGUUUCCGUUCGCAAACCAACACGUGAGGAGGCAGCGACAAACUCCAGAAACUUGUUGAAAUCAUCGACUAACUAACUAGCAACAUCAACUAGGUGUACUCUAAGUUUAGACGUAAGCAUCGACAGCGAACAUUCAUCGUUUAAUAUUGUAGCUAGGAAUACGAAAACGAAUACGAAUAACAAUACUCGAUUACUCGAACUGAUCGGCAGUCCCAACCAUUCACAGACAGAUCGAAAACUGUACAUAUUUGUAAUUAAAAGCAAUCAUGUUUCACUUAAA